ACUGCCCUUACUGAUGCCCAGAAGCAUGAGUUCUGUACUUAUGCUCAUAAUAAUAAAAUGACUCGUACAAAAUACAUAGAUUGGAUUGAAGAGAAAUGGGGAGUUAGAGUACAUGAAUCAACUAUUACACGAAUCUUACAAACCAAAGAUAAAUAG
Messenger RNA from Racocetra fulgida, 156 nucleotides. The record is from the annotation of a GenBank genome assembly. Lineage: Eukaryota; Fungi; Glomeromycota; Glomeromycetes; Diversisporales; Gigasporaceae.